AUGUAUGGACGGCUGUGGUCCAAGGCCAUUUUUGCUGGCUAUAAAUGGGGUCUCCGGAAUCAGAAGGAACACACAGCUCUUCUUAAAAUUGAAGGUGUUUAUGCUCGUGAGGAAACAGAAUUCUAUUUGGGCAAGAGAUGUGCUUAUGUGUACAAAGCAAAGAACAACACAGUGACUCCUAGUGGUAAACCAAACAAAACCAGAAUCAUCUUGGGAAAGGUAACUCGUGCUCAUGGAAACAGUGGCAUGGUCUGUGCUAAAUUCCAAAGCAACCUUCCUGCUAAGACCAUUGGACACAGGAUCCAUGUAAUUGUGUACCCCUCGAGUACUUAA
Pteronotus mesoamericanus is the source of this 333-nucleotide messenger RNA. RefSeq names its product 60S ribosomal protein L35a-like. The record is from RefSeq and is a predicted model, not a curated record. The coding region runs from base 1 to 333 and encodes 110 amino acids. The transcript has a single exon. Gene Ontology annotation, cellular component: cytosolic large ribosomal subunit; ribosome. Gene Ontology annotation, molecular function: structural constituent of ribosome. Gene Ontology annotation, biological process: cytoplasmic translation; ribosomal large subunit biogenesis. NCBI's taxonomy places the organism in Eukaryota, Metazoa, Chordata, Mammalia, Chiroptera, Mormoopidae.